Messenger RNA from Caenorhabditis remanei, 4050 nucleotides. RefSeq lists its product as uncharacterized. The record is from RefSeq and is a predicted model, not a curated record. Gene Ontology annotation, cellular component: spindle pole; axon; kinetochore. Bases 1 to 4050 code for a protein of 1349 amino acids. Lineage: Eukaryota; Metazoa; Nematoda; Chromadorea; Rhabditida; Rhabditidae. Gene Ontology annotation, biological process: establishment of mitotic spindle orientation; nuclear migration. The transcript has 14 exons.
AUGUCGUUCGAAAUAGGAACUCGUGUUAAAACAAGCUCGGGUAAUGGAAAGAUUGUUUUUAUUGGUAAAACAAGUUUCCAAGACGGAGAGUGGGUUGGUGUUAUUCUCGACACCCCGACUGGAAAGAACAAUGGGACUGUUCAAGGAGUGGAGUACUUUCAAUGCGAACCGAAUUACGGGGUUUUCGUAAAAGCAGGAGCCGUAGAACCAGAGGACGGUGCAAAGCGCUCCGGACUGAAAGCCCCAACAGCUUCUGCUAUUCGAAAAGAUUCUAGUGUGAUGAGUAGAUCUGCAGGAUCAAAAGCUUCACCGGGGUCGAGUCCUGGAAUCUCACCAGCUGCUUCUUCAGAGAAAUUGACUGGUCGUCAGACUGGAAUGGGGCCACGGUCUGUAUCGAAACUAGCAGAUCCAAACGAGAAUAAGCGGUCGACAACACCGCAGAAAUCAAGAUCUCCAGCUCCAACUAUUACAAAAAAGAAUUCAGAUUCAACGCCUAAAAUGGUCCGUGAGUUCUCCAACUUAUCUCAAUCUUCUGUUGCUUCGAGUCGUAAUAGUGCGUCGGCUUCUAAACCUAGGCCUCAAUUCGCAGCACCGGAUGCAGUAUCUCGUCGGCAAAGUUUAGCACCGCCAAAAAAAACUUCUACCGCCACAGGUCCUCCCCCGAAAACCAGCUCUCUCGCUAAACCGAGGCAAUCGCUUGCACCGAAUAAACCAACAGGAGAGACACCGCAAAAACCUCCCCCAGCUGAAGUCGAAGUGCCUGAUGAGCUACCACCUCCAACAAUGACUGAAUCUGGAACAGAGCUUCCCACAGAGAGUGUUCUUUCACGAGCCAAAAAAAUAGAUGAUACUGGCCCAGCUGCUCCCAUGUCUCCUAUCUCUACAACAUCUGCUGCCGCUCAUCCUCGUACAACUUCAAUUUCUUCUUCAACUGUCGACCAUUCAACUGAACUCGAGUAUCUUAGAAUUCAAGUUAAAGAACUGACUGACAAGUUGGAGACGACUCGAGGAAAGCGAAAAGAAGAUCAUGCUAAGCUUCUUGAGUUUGAAAGGGUAUCUAUUGAGCAUAGAACUCUACAAGAUGUAAAAAGUCGUUUGAAUGAUAAAGUUGUUGAGUUGGAAAGACAACUUCUCGAAGAGAGAAGAGUUACGGAAGAACUUAGAAUUUGGAAAGAAACCAACAAAGACACAAUCAGUGAACAUACGGAUAUCAUGGAAAUGGCUACCAUCGAGAAAGAACUAGCAGAGGAAAAAGCGGAUGAAUUGCAGAAUCAAGUUGAUGUUCUGACAGCGGAACUGGAAGAAGUGAAAGAAAAGUUCAAUAUUCUUCAAGAAGAAAUGGCAGGUGGUGGAGGUUCUGUUCAAGUUGGAAACAGUGUUCAAAUGAAACAAGUCGAACUUCAAAAUGACAAGUUGAAAGAUGCCCUCAUUAAGCUACGUGAUUUGAAUGCUCAAGCUACAAUUGAUCGGCAAAAGGCUGUCGAAGAAGCGGAAAGAUUGAAAAACGAAAAUUCGGAACUUGUUCGAGUUGCUGAAGCUCUCAAAAGACAGGCAGAAAUCGCGGAAUCAAAGAUUGCUGGAUUUCAAGAGCAGAUUGAUGCCACUAUGGGGGCAGAAGCAAUGGUAACUCAGCUGACAGAUAAGAAUUUCAAUAUGGAAGAACGUAUCACGCAACUUGAAGAAACAAUAGAAGACAUGGAAGAAGCUAGAGAUUUGGAUGAACAACUUGCGGAAGUGCAAAAGCAACAAGAAAAAGACUUUAUGAGAGAAAUCGAGCAGUUGAAAAUUCAUAUUCACGAACUGAAUGGACGCAUACGCGAUGAACAAAAACAUGCCCUCGAUUUGUCCCAAACGAUUCUCAAAUUUAGAGAACGGAUGGCUAAUUUGAAUUCCCAGAUUCAAGAUCAAAAAGAUCAAAUCUUGAAUCUAGAAGAACAAGUACAUGGUCAAAUGACUGAAGACACUGAUCGAGCAACAAUGGUCAAUCAAUUACAAAUCACUGCCAAUCGAAAUUUCUCAGAAGUUGUUGAACGACAGAUCAAUGCUAUUGAAGUAGAAUUCGCACGUCGACAAGCUGGCUAUUUGAAGGCGUUCCUCCCGGACAACUUCGCUCGUGUCGGUGGAGAAAAUGACUCAAUUCUUUUGGUUGUUAUGUUGCCACGCCUAUCUGCUAAAACGAGAUUGUUCGCGAAUUUGGCCGCUCAAUGUUAUCCACAAGUUCCUGGAGGAAUGCGCCGUGAGCAUGUGACAAAAUCACACAAAGGAGAGCAGUGGGCUCAUGUAUCUCGUGUCAAUUACCUCGCGAAUUCUAUAAUUGCUGCUGUUGGAAAACUGGAGAGCGCUGUAGGAGAGACGACUGUAGAAUCUCUCAUUAAGCUUACUGAAAGCUACGGAGAAAUGUCCACUCACGAAAAGAUUGUUGAUCAAUAUUUGGAACUUCUGAAAACAUCUCGAUUCGAUGAAAACACUUCACUUGAUAAUUUCGUUCGUCCUCUCGUUUACUUCCAAAACAUCUUCUCUCUUCAUAUUGGUGGUGAUGGAUUCAAUGCCGCUCAAUGGAUUUCUGCCAUCAGCGCAUCUCUUACUGCAGGACUGGCGUACUGCCGCGUAAAUACUCAGCGGAUAACCUAUUUCUUACAGGAAUCUAUUACCGCCGGCGAAGUUUAUAACCUUCUGCAAUCAUUGAAUGACGAGUUCGCUGCUUGUGAAUCGGUUAUUCUGAAAGCUUCUCGCCUUCUACCAAACUCUGGCGCCGAACAACAGAAGAUAAUCAAAUUAGAAAGCGAAUUUACUGAUGAGCUUAUGAAUGCUGUGACCCAGCUGGACAAAUUAGCAUCAGCCCUUCAAGAAGUGUGCACUAAUGGAGCUUUGAACUUUGGCGGAAUUUCGGAAACCGAAGGAUUCGACGACAAACGGGUCAAAGAAAUGAUUCAUUCAGUUGUUGCCAAGAGCAGUGGAUAUAUCGCAAUGGAGAAUGCAUUUGAUCCAAUUCGUGCUAUGGUUAAAUCUCUUCGUGACAGUCUAGAAAGAGUUAAUUCCACUUUGGAAUCUGCAAAAAUGGAGCAUGUUGCUCCAGAGAAGAAAGCGUUUCCACCUCUUCUUGAUCGUGCCCACCAUCGCAAACAGGCUGCUCAAGAAGCAGAAGGACUUCGUUGGCAGAUGGAGAAGAAAGACAACGAGAUGCUUGAGCUGCGUAAGCAGGUGAAAGCCAGAAUUGAAGACGUGUCCAACUACAAACUUCGUUUGGAAAUGGCUGAAUCUCGUUUGAAUUCUACUGAUAAAGCUGAAGGGGACAAGGUGAAGCAUAUGGAAGAAAAAAUAAAUCAAAUGGUGGCCGAUCAUAGAAGAAAGCAAAUAGAAUUUGACGAAUCGACGGACGCUCUUCAACGGGAAAUGAAGGAAAUAGAGCUCGAGAAUGUGGAAUUGAAGCAGCGUGCUAACAAAAUCAGUAAAGAAGCACUUUGGAAAAAUAUACAUGCCAUGGAAACCCGUUCUGCUGGAGCUCCGCCCGCUGUAACAUCUCAUGUGGGUGAAGAAGGAGGUGCUAGCCGUGUUGAAGUUGUAUUCCUGGAAAAUCAACUGAACAAGCAGACUGAUGCCAGAAAGAGAGCCGAGCUGGAAAUUCGAAAACUCAAAGGAGAACUCGCUCAAUCUGGAUCCAAACGAUUCUCAGCAGUUCCAGGACUCAUUUCGGGACCUGUCACUUUGGAAUCCCAAACUAGACAAGAUUUGUUACUUAAGCUGAUUGACAAUCUUCAUGAUGAAUCACUACGUUUGCGACGUGAAGAAGUCAAUCAUCAGACGUACAUUCCUUCGAAUCCAAAGAUUUCAUCGGAAAAAAUGAUGAAAGAGAUAGAAGAAUUUAAUGUCAAGAGAGACCAAUUCUAUGAUAAACUCAAUUCGGUGAAUCGUCGUCUUCGUAGCGUGUGGUUUGAUGCUUGGGGAGAAGAUUAUCCAUUUGAUAUCGCGACAGCUGCUCGUCCAAUUCAAACAUUCUCUGAACCUAAAAAGAUGGAAGAAGUCAGCGCUAAGUGGGGGAUCGUUUGGUAG